Molecule: messenger RNA, 2023 nt
Organism: Tilletiopsis washingtonensis
Lineage: Eukaryota; Fungi; Basidiomycota; Exobasidiomycetes; Entylomatales
Exons: 2
Coding region: 203-1960 (585 amino acids)
Molecular function (GO): nucleic acid binding
Source: RefSeq, a predicted model, not a curated record
CGCUGCGCCGCGCCAUCUGCGCAUCCUCAUCGCGCCAUGCAUGACAUGGCGCAGCGCAAGCGGCAGAGCAGGCGGCAAGAAGGAGCGGCGGCCCCGAUCUUCCUCCUGACGCGUCGUUCGCUUUGCUUGCGCGCUGCUUCUCAACAGAGGCAGCCGCUCCGGUGUUGGCCUCUUGCCUCCCCUCCACCACAAGCGCGCCGCCAUGCCGCUCCCUUCGCUCCCCUCGCUGCGCACCAAGGCCACGCCUGCCUCUGCCUCUGCGCCCUCCGCCGCCGCCGCGCACGCCCAGCCGCCGCGCCUGCGCGCCCAGGACCACCAGUGCCGCGCCUACCCCAUCGACGUGCACAUUGCUGGCGCGGGCGUGGAUGUGGGUUCCGUCGUCUCGCCUCUCAUCGUCGGCGCCUACUCGCUGCAUUUCGGGCGCGGCAAUCCCCUCAACUGCACCGCCUCUCUGCUUCCCGACGACGCGCUCUAUCCCUCCUGCGGCGCCGCCGCCGCCGCCGCCGAUGACGCCGAGGCGCCUCCCUCGCUCGGACGCGUCGCGCGGCGCCUCGAACUGCUCGCGGCCGUCGAGGCGCUGCUGGCGCUGCGCGAGCGCUACGGCUCACGCGGCGGUGCACGUGCAGUGUGCUGCGCGCAUGUCUACACCGCCUCGACGUACGUGGCGCACGCGUGGGCAGAGUGGCUGCCCCGCUGGGAGGCGCAUGGCUGGCCGGGCGAAGCGGGCGGCGGCAAGCAGGAGCAGGAGAGGCGCAUCAUGCCGGCCGCACCGCCGCUCAGUGGCACGCGCGACAGACGCUCCUCGACGCUCAGUGCUCACGGCUCCAUUCGAAGUCGCUCCUACUCACGCGGCACCUCAAGUCGCAUCUCCACCAUCGAUGUCGACGGUGCUGGCGGCGGCGGCGGUGACGCACAGAGCAUCCUCUCGAGCGCCUCCCUCUCCUGCAGCGCAGCGCAUCUCUUCGACGCCGCCUCCGGCGCGCCGCUCGACGCCGACCUGCUGCGGCAGCUGGCGAAGCUGCGCGCGCACUUUGGCACGCUGCAGAGUGAGCAGCGCGGCGGAUGCUUCUUCUACGCCGCGCCGAGAAGGGCAAGUCCGGCAUACGAGAAUGCUAGGGCGGCGGCGGCGGCGAGAGGCGAGGAGGCGCUGCAGCAGCAGCAGCAGCAGCAGCAGAUGGGACAGAGGCGAACGCCGAGCAGAAGCGCCGCGAGAGCGCAGAGCCGCACCUCGCUGCACGGCGGCGAGCGACGCUCCAGCAAGGUGCAGCGCACUGCGCCGACGUUGCCGCCGCUCAUGCUCGACGUGCCGGAGGCGGCGGCGGAGGAGGCGACUCAAGUGCCGCAUCAAGCGACACCUGCUGCUGCAGGUGUGACGCCCUCGGCAGAGGCGCCCUCCUCCGCUGCAGCUGCUACUACAUCGGACGACCCUGCGCGCGCCUCUGCGUCGCCGCCGUCGACGGCCGCAGACACUGCUUCGCUGUACGCAGCCGACGACGACGACGAUGAGGAAGAGGCAGGCGACGCCGCUGCUGCUGCUGCACCUGCCGCCGUCGCCGCCGUCGCCGCUGCCGCUGCCGUCGCUGCGCCCCCUGCCUCGGCACGCAGCCACCGCAGCGCCGCGGGCAUCGGCGGCGGUGGCGGCGGCGGCGUCGGGGGAGCGCGUGCCUCGCGGCGCAUCUACACUGCGCCGCUCGCCUCCGACGCCGGCGCCAAGCGUCUCUCGACGUAUGCCGCUCCUGGCGUCGCCGUGGCGCCCUCGCGACGACGCUCGCUGCUCGAUGCCGUGCAUGUCGAGCCGAAGCCGCCGCAGCAGCAGCAGCCGCAGCAGCGCAAGGACAAGCCGAGCACGCGCUACAUGCCCGCCAUGGCCAGUGAUGCGUAUCGAAGAGACGCAAAUCUGCCGCGCGACAAGCGGCGCAUGAAGUGGUGGGAGCGCGCGGGCUACUGGCUCGCCGCCUAAGAGCACACACACGAGCCCGACCAAUCGCCGUCGCUCACUCUCUGCAACUGCCCCCCCCCCCCC